ACUUCAAUAUCAUACCAUCAUGGUGUAAAUUCCGAAUCUUUUCCACGUCAUGAAUUUAGUAUGAUCGAUUUAAGCGUAAUAUGAUGAAAUUUGACGACACUUUUAGCCCAACAUACAGAAAUCAAUUAUAAUUUUAUCAAAUAUUAAUUGUAAAUUAUCUACGCCGCCGGCUACAAAUCUGUGCCUUAUUACUGUUUAGUGUUUAAUGAAUAUUUCUAAAGACAUCGGUAUUUUUGUUUAUAGCUUUCAUUCAAAUAGUUUAACACUCAAUUUUUGUUUGAAUCGUGUAGCCGGGAAUAUAAUCUGGUAUUCGGGUGUAUAAUCAUUAUAUCCCGGUCUGGGGAAUCCGUAUAAACCGGCUCCAUACAUAACAUAUACCCUGAGUUCCUGGAACCCGGUUGGUUCAACUUAUUUCACCACGAUUUGAAUGAACACGGUAGAACGGAGAGAGAAGGAGAGAGGUUUAGUUCUCUAAUAAACUCUCACAGGAACGGAUACGUUGCCUAGCUGUAUAUAUUUAAAAAUAAGAGUUAUAAAUCAGGAACACUUGAUAUUCUAGUUCUGUACCUCGCUAUUUACUGUUAUAAAACUUCAUCUAUAAGUGCUGUGUUGGGACCGGAGAAGUGUAGAAUGUGAACAAUGAUUAGAAUUAUACUUCUUGCUUUUACUCUGGGUUCAGUUGGAAGCAGUCAGUACUUUAUCACUGAACCUGAGGAUGUUACCGCAAAUAUCGGAGAUGAAGUUAUCCUAAAAUGUGUUGUCGGAGAUAGAGAAGGAAUCCUACAAUGGACCAGGAACGGGUUCGGUUUGGGAACAGAUCCUGAGCUGCCAGGGUAUCCUAGAUACAGUUUAACCAGUGAUCUAUCCCUAAAGAUUAGUCCUGUAUCAGAUCAAGAUGUCGGAGAGUUCCAAUGUCAAAUUGGAGCCGGAGAUACAAGUCGUCCUCUAAGAUCUAAACCUGCGAAAAUCUCGGUUCAGCUACCGCCUGGAGUACCAGUAAUCCUGGGCGGAGAAACCGGAGUUAUUUCCGUCAAUGAGGAUUCUAUCGAGAUCUUAGAGUGUGAAUCUGCCGGAGGUAAACCUGCGGCUAGGAUAGAUUGGAGAGAUGAGUCAGGGAAACCGUUCAAACUUGACAUGGUUGAUACAAGAACAAUGAAAGAAGAUAAAAACCAAACCUUUAAAACUAUAUCUAGUGUGAGGUAUAAGGUAGAGCGAGCCAUGCACAAUAAAACAGUAAUCUGUUCAGCAAUUAAUAUUGCAAGUACAGAGUCUAAGAACACUAAAGUUAGAUUAAACGUAAUGUAUAAACCCAAAGUAUCUCUGGGUAUAAACUCUGGUGCAGGUUUGAUCAGGGAAGGAGACAAUGUCAUCCUUCACUGUGAAGCAGACUCCAACCCUGCUCCGUACUCAUACUCUUGGAGAAAGAACGGAGCUAUUCUACCUGGAGAACUAACUCCUUAUUUGGUUGUAGAGAAGAUAGACAACAGUUUUCAUUCAGCUCGUAUAGACUGUGAAGCUAGAAACUCUCUGGGUUCAGAUACGGCUGGGAAAUCUUUAACCCUGCAGUACGCUCCAAUCAUGGUUCUCCAACCUCGCUCCGUGACCGGGAAGGAAGGAGACGAGGUUACUCUAAGCUGUGGAGCAACUAGUAAUCCUCCAGCCAGAUAUAUCUGGUUCAAGGAUUCAAACCCCCAACCAAUCGAGUUCUCAGAUAAGAUUAAAAUCCUGGUCUCCGAAUACUCCGUAGGAACGUAUAGAUGUGAGGCUGUGGUUGAAGGAUUCCAGAAUGCAGAAUCUAAACCUGCAGUUGUCUCCAUCCUGGAGAAACCUAGGAUUGGUACGGUGGAGACUCAGUUCGGGUAUAUUGGAGAGGACUUGGAGAUUAUCUGUCCAGUUGUAUCUAAAACUCAAUCAUUAAACAUCACCUGGUACUAUAGAGGACGAGUUCUGCAGGAAGGCGGAAAAUAUCUGAUGGGACGGAAAUCUGAGGAUGAAAAGAUUGAAAGUAUUCUCCGGAUCCGUAAACCAACGGAGCUAGAUUUUGGAGAGUACGGAUGCAGAGCAGACAACGAUAUUGGAGCCGACUAUACCUCCAUCCAGGUCCAGAUACGCUCCAACUUUAAUAUAUUGGAGUACCUACCCUUUAUAGGGAGCGGAGUGGCAGGUGUGUUCCUGGUUUUAAUUAUACUACUAGUAGUUUACUGCUGUAGGAGAAAGAAACCCGAAAAUCAUCUCAUUUCAAUGAACUCCGAAAAACCGAUCAUCCGAGCAAGUCGGGAUUUAUCGAAUAAGAACCUGGAUUUAGAGGAUGGAUAUCGUCCAAAUAUAAUCGAUAUCUACGGGAAUGAACCCUCCCAAGACCGGCGACUGCAGAACGUGCACCCAGAGUUUGCCGGUUACUAUGGGAACCCACAUCUCAACUCCCGACGGGACGAGGAUAGGUUAUCCUCUAGAUCUAGUUCUCAGAGUACUCUACCUCCAGCUCUAGAAUCCUGGAGCAGACCUCCACCCAACGGCGGACGGAGAUCCUUGUCUCCGAAUGCAUCUGAAGGAGUUGAUAUCUCCGCCAACUCAACACUCAGCUCAGUACUCUCCGGAGGGUCUAGAUCUAGCAGGUAUAGCAUUUAAUUAUUUUAUAUUCUU
Eurytemora carolleeae is the source of this 2643-nucleotide messenger RNA. Its product is annotated as irregular chiasm C-roughest protein. The record is from RefSeq and is a predicted model, not a curated record. Gene Ontology annotation, biological process: cell-cell adhesion. NCBI's taxonomy places the organism in Eukaryota, Metazoa, Arthropoda, Copepoda, Calanoida, Temoridae. The transcript has 3 exons. Gene Ontology annotation, cellular component: cell-cell junction. Bases 640 to 2628 code for a protein of 662 amino acids. Gene Ontology annotation, molecular function: cell adhesion molecule binding.